AGGGAGUGAAGUCUCUUGUGGUUGAAUGAAAUACGGGCUCUUUGGCCGUGACGAGAUGCGCUCGUGCUCCCUCCUCUUUCUCCUCCCUUUGUGCGGUUGACAAGCUCUGUAUAGGCACGUUUGUGAAGCAGAGAUAAUGGAUGUGCCUCCAACCUAUGUGGACCUUGGAAAGCCUGCCAGGGAUGUUUUUACCAAGGGAUAUGGCUUUGGACUCAUCAAGCUGGACUUGAAGACAAAGUCUGAGAAUGGAUUGGAGUUCACCAGCACAGGCUCUGCCAACACUGAGACCAGCAAGGUUUCUGGUUCCCUGGAGACAAAGUACAAAUGGGCAGAACAUGGGCUGACAUUCACUGAGAAGUGGAACACUGAUAACACCCUGGGGACUGAGAUCACUUUGGAGGAUCAGAUGGCUAAAGGACUAAAGCUGACGUUUGAUUCCUCCUUUUCGCCAAAUACUGGCAAGAAGAGUGGCAAAAUCAAGACUGGUUAUAAGUGUGACCACAUCAAUCUUGGCUGUGACGUGCACUACGACAUUAAUGGAACGACUAUCCAUGGUGCAACAGUGGUGGGCUAUGAAGGCUGGCUUGCUGGCUACCAGGUGUCCUUUGAGGCCGGUAGGAACAGGAUCACCCAGAGCAACUUUGCUGUUGGAUACAAGACUGAUGAGUUUCAGCUUCAUACAAAUGUAAAUGAUGGCACUGAAUUUGGUGGGUCAAUUUAUCAGAAAGUGAAUGAUCAGCUGGAGACAGCCGUAAACCUGGCCUGGACUGCUGGGAACAGCAACACCCGCUUUGGCAUUGCUGCCAAGUAUCAAAUUGAUCCAGAUGCAUCUUUUUCUGCCAAAGUGAACAACUCAAGCUUGGUGGGCCUGGGCUACACUCAGACUCUGAAGCCUGGUAUCAAGCUAACGCUGUCUGCUCUUCUGGAUGGCAAGAACAUCAACGCUGGUGGCCACAAGCUCGGUCUUGGUCUUGAGUUCCAGGCAUAGGAAGAGAGCAAACCCUCACUCAAAUUCCUUUCCGAGAACAACCCAAAUCCUUUAUUGAUUAGGUGUCCCUCACAAAAUCCCCUUUUCCUUAGAUAUGCUACAGAUGGAAGUAAAGGAGUAUAAAUUUUUAUUUGUUCUUGUGAUGGCUUACCACUUUAAGGGAAC
Messenger RNA from Thalassophryne amazonica, 1153 nucleotides. It is a transcript of the gene vdac1, whose product is annotated as voltage-dependent anion channel 1. Gene Ontology annotation, biological process: monoatomic anion transmembrane transport. Gene Ontology annotation, cellular component: mitochondrial outer membrane. Gene Ontology annotation, molecular function: voltage-gated monoatomic anion channel activity. The transcript is spliced from 9 exons. NCBI's taxonomy places the organism in Eukaryota, Metazoa, Chordata, Actinopteri, Batrachoidiformes, Batrachoididae. Bases 137 to 988 code for a protein of 283 amino acids. The record is from RefSeq and is a predicted model, not a curated record.